This is a messenger RNA of Hermetia illucens (black soldier fly), 885 nucleotides long. RefSeq names its product piggyBac transposable element-derived protein 4-like. Lineage: Eukaryota; Metazoa; Arthropoda; Insecta; Diptera; Stratiomyidae. The record is from RefSeq and is a predicted model, not a curated record. The transcript has a single exon. The coding region runs from base 1 to 885 and encodes 294 amino acids.
AUGCAGGUAGACAACAGCAACAUAACUCAUAAAAUUGAUUCUCUCGUCCAAAAACUUGUGGGAAAAUUCCGAAGUUUAUAUGUUCCACCGGAAGUUAUCGUUGUAGACGAGUCGAUGAUUAAAUUUUACGGAAGAUUACGAAUAAAAACGUACAAUCCUUCUAAAGCCAGCUCUUAUGGUAUAAAAGUAUAUAAGCUCUGUACAGUAAACAGCUAUACAUGGUCUUACGAAAUUUAUGCGGGUGCCUCUAUUCAGUAUGAGGGGCUAGAUAAACCUGGAACUGUCGUUGGAAAAUUAUGCGAGCCACUUCUAGAUCAAGGACGAGUACUUAUUGCUGACAACUACUAUACCAGUGUUCCUUUGCCAAAAUACUUAAAAGAUCGUAAAACUGACUUAUGCGGAACUUUACGAAAAAAUCGAGUCGGAUUGCCAUUGAACGUUACCAAAUCGAAACUGAAAAAAGGACAAUGGGUCGCUAGACAAAAAGAUAACUAUAUUACCGUGUUGAAGUGGCAUGAUAAACGUGAUGUUCUCAUGAUAUCCACUUGUCAUGGGGACGAGAUGACCAGCGUGCGUACGAGAUUGGGUGAAACAUUGAAGCCAAAUGCCGUCAUCGAUUACAACGAUGCAAAGAAGGGCAUAGAUGUAGCAGACCAGCUUUCCUCAUAUCAUUCUCCGUUGCACAAAAGUCUGACUUGGUUCAAAAAAGUUGCUGUUGACUUGCUUUUUAGAGUAGCGGUGGUUAAUGCGAGAUGCAUAUACAACGAGUAUUCCACCGGGGCUCCACUUACCAUGCUAGAAGUCCAGGAGCAAAUUAUUCGACAUCUUCUUGGACCUUCUGCAAACGUAACCACACCAGCUCAUACAUGUAAAAGGAGAGUGUAA